Molecule: messenger RNA, 618 nt
Organism: Cucurbita pepo subsp. pepo (vegetable marrow)
Lineage: Eukaryota; Viridiplantae; Streptophyta; Magnoliopsida; Cucurbitales; Cucurbitaceae
Source: RefSeq, a predicted model, not a curated record
CAUCUAAACGCCUUUCUUUCCCUCCUUUUUUUCUCUCUACCUAAAACUUCAUUACCACAAAAUGGGUUCUCUGAUGGGCGGAUGGAACUCUCCUGUUCUCGAUCCUAAAUCCGUCAAGUUCAAGAGGAAUCGAUCGCUUACCAAGGAGGAAAUCGAAGCCUACUGGAAAUCGAAGAGGAAAUUGGAGGAAGAACAUCUCAGAGCGGUUUCUAUGCCGGUGGAUCGCGAUACGGUCGGAAUAGACUACAAGAGAUCGAGUUCGUUUCCUGCGGCGAUCGGUAAGGCGGAGAAAGAAGUAUUUACGGAAAGCGAUUUGGAGAGGAAAAACCUAGAGAUGUUGAAGAAAAAUGGCUGGUGGAGGAGGAGCAAUUCUGCUUUUCUGAACGAACCGCCUGUCCUCGACGGCGCUGCAAAAGCGUAUGCGUCUCAGUACGGCGUCACAGACGUGGCGUCGUUCUAGUUGAAUCUCAGCGAUGGAGUCGGUGCUUGGUUACGGUGAAUAUAUGUUAAUCAGUAAUUUACGUAAAAUUAAUAGAUUAUAAAUAUGUUGUAUAAUGAUUGCAAGGUCGUGCUGUUUUUCGUUUGUAAUCUGGAAUUUGAAGUUCUUAAUUCUCUUCA